CACUCCUCCCUUUGAACUUUAUACCUCUCCUCCUAUACUCACUCCCACAGCUUCUCCAUAAUAACAACCUUGCUAUUGACAAGAAUGGAAUAGCAACGACGUAGUAUUUAUUUGGCACAAGUUCUGCUGUUAGGGAGUGCAGAGGCUAGUGCAAUUCAAGUGGAGGAAGAAGGAGAAGGGAAGAGGCAAAAUGAGCACUAACUGUUUGGUAAAAUGCCAGUAUGAUUGUUGGGGAUUUUGUGAACCGAGAACACAUAGACGUGGAGUUUCAUUUGAUUGCGGGGCAAGGUAAGAUCGAGAAAACUUGGUUUCAUCUUACCAUUUUAUCUCUGUGAAAGGAUCUUCUUUUGUCAUGGUAAAUUUGCUUGGUCCAAUGAAAGAGGUUCUGUUGUAUGGACCACCUUGGGCAGGUAAGACAAUGCAUACCGCGUUUGCGCUGGGAGGACUGUUAUGAGAAAAUCCAAUGCUUCAGCUAAGUAAUUAAGGAUGCUUGAGCCAGAUGCUGAAGAAAAAGUCUACAAAGCUUUUUCUCUAGUGUCUGAUGUUUGCUCUGGGUGUCAAAGUUCCCUUACAGGAUGAGGAAAACCUAUCCUUACUUUUCGAAAUGUGAGUUUAAAAAUCACUUGUGUAGGUCAGGUUUGAGAAUUGGGGCCGUUCCCAAUGCCGUCGGCCUGAGCCUCGUUAUGAGAAUUGAUGCUUUCGAACUCUCUAUGAGGAGCCCCGUCCCUACUUCAAGUAAGAGAAACAAUCCUUCAUCAUGGAGGUUGAGAAGCUGAGCUAGUGAAAAGGCAUGAAACAAGGAAAAGAAAAACAAAUGAUGAUUACUACCAUGUCUCUUCCUGACUGUAGUACAAAAGUGCCAUCAUUUGGUUCCUUUGAUGUCAGAGUAUGCUGAUGGAUCGAUCCAUCUCUAGGCUAAUAUUGGCAGCAUAAAGCAUCUAAGCAGUCAGAUGUGUGAAAAGCUCAUAGCAAAUCCUUUUGCUACAAAGUAGUACACUUCAGAGUCUUAUUUGUCCUUGCUAAGGAAAAAGAUCUUUGCCUUCAAAGUUUUCUAGAAGGAUUUUUCACAUUCUCUGUACAUCAUCACUAGUGUUUUUAAUCUCUAGUGUUGUUAAUAGCAUAUUUUAAACUGUGAAACUAGAUGUAGCGCAGUCCGGAUGUUUUGCCUUCAUUAGUCUGGUGUGGUUUAGACAAUGACAGAAAACUUGCUUGGGAGCAAGAAGGGUAUAUUCACCUGUCGAAAACAGAGAAAGUCAUCAACUUGAGAAGCUAGUAUUAGUCAGAUUGCCAUUGUUGGACCCCCCUUUCCGAUAAGUAAAAAAGAAGGUCAUCAACAUGAGAAGCUAGUUCAAGGCAGUGGCAAACCGGUAACCAGGUACUAUUUGGGGAUUGGAGUACUGAAAUGUUAGCAUCAAUUGUCAAGCAUAACCCGUAAUGGAUAUGUAUGUGCUAAUAGAAAAAUAGCAAAACAGAAAGAGUAGUACUCCAAAGCAGGGCGCUGCUAUUCGUUAAAAAACUCUACAGCAGCCGCAACAAACACAAUGGUAGCUGCUUGAUGUAAGAACUCAUCUAGUUUAGGUCGAAGCUGAGAAUUUCCUGGAGAUCAACGGUGUGUUCGGCCUUUAUUUCCCUUCUGCAGAAAAGUCAAAACAGCAAGUGCCGCGAUAUAUAUGGCUGCGAAGGUGAAAAUUCAAGGGAUGUUCGCUGUGUGGAUCUCAGCUGCAAAACUUACAAUUUUAGAUUCUUCGAAACCUUGUGUGGUAAGAACAUUCCCAAUGUCAUGCGAGAAUAUAACACUUUUAGCAAUUUUUCUGUGUCAGUAUGAAAGAUCUCGCUCAUUCAUACUUUUUUUUUUGGUUCUGGAAUUUCUCUUUGGAUGACCACAAUCAAGUUGCUCAAAGACAUGUUCUCCGCGUUCUUACAAGAAUCAUCUCAUGGAUACUUCCCAUAUUUGGACUUAGCGUUGUGGCAAGAAUCAUACUAUUCCCAUGCAUAUUUGUGUUUCUAAUGAUUGAAUUACGAAGAAGGCAUUUGUCGAUUUUUGAUGCAAUUGAAAGUUUCCUGCAUAGUGAGAACAAUGUCAUGCCCAUUCGAUACCCCUACUCCAACAUAAGGAAGAUGACUAGGAAUUUUAAGGAGAAACUAGGCCAACGAGGUUAUGGUUCAGUAUAUAAAGGCAAGCUCCGAAGUGGUCCUGAUGUAGCAGUGAAGAUCUUGAGCAAGCCUAAAGCUGAUGGGCAAGACUUCAUCAAUGAGGUUGCCACAAUCGGGAGGAUUCAUCAUGUUAAUGUAGUACAACUUAUUGGCUAUUGUGCUGAGAGAUCUAGACGUGCCCUCGUAUAUGACUUUAUGCCAAAUGGAUCACUUGACAAGUACAUCACACCCCGAGAAGGAGGAACUCUACUAAGCUGGAAAAGAAAGUCUGAAAUUGCUCUUGGAGCUGCUCGAGGUAUUGAAUAUUUGCAUCGAGGUUGUGACAUACAAAUUCUACAUUUUGACAUCAAGCCGCACAACAUACUUUUGGAUGAGAAUUUCGUUCCAAAAAUUGCUGACUUUGGUCUUGCCAAAUUAUACCCAACGGAUAACAGCAUUGUUACUCUAACAGCAGCAAGGGGAACAAUUGGAUAUGUAGCUCCGGAGUUGAUCAACAGAAGCAUUGGUCCCAUAUCUUAUAAGGCAGAUGUUUAUAGCUUUGGAAUGCUACUUAUUGAGAUGGCAGGCUUGAAAAGAAACUCGGCAGCAAGAGAGGAUAUGUCAAGCCAGUAUUUCCCAUAUUGGAUCUAUGAUCAAUUCGACAAGGAAAAGGAAAUUAAAGUACUAGACGAGAUGCAUCAUGAUGAAAAAAGAUCAUAAAGAAGCUGACUUUAGUUGCCUUGUGGUGCAUACAAAUGAAUCCACUUGAUCGUCCCUCAAUGACUAAAGUAGUUGAAAUGCUUGAAGGUGAAUUACAAGCUUUGCAAAUGCCUCCUAGGCCUUCUGAAUCGCUGCAACCAACUUCAUUGGAAUUCAAUCUAAGUUCUUCAAUGAGUUCAACUGAGUCAGUGAAACUGGUCGAGAGUUGUUCUGAUUCUGCAAUAAUAGAUGUAAUUGGUUGACAUGUGAGUACCACAAACUGUAACUUCACAGUAUGUAAUACCUGUGCUCUAUCUUUAUGUAACUUUCUAUUUUUGUCUUUUAUGCCUUUAUGUGUAAUGAACAUGGUUUUUGCAAAAUAGAGUAAUGGGGGUUGUAAAAGAAAGUGGCUUUUACUAUGACUAAUUGUUCAGUCUCCCCAUAUUGUUUCUUACUAUGAAAGGAUGUACCAGAAUUAUCUUUUC
Molecule: messenger RNA, 3317 nt
Organism: Nicotiana attenuata
Lineage: Eukaryota; Viridiplantae; Streptophyta; Magnoliopsida; Solanales; Solanaceae
Product: rust resistance kinase Lr10-like
Exons: 5
Coding region: 1822-2853 (343 amino acids)
Biological process (GO): protein phosphorylation
Molecular function (GO): protein kinase activity; ATP binding
Source: RefSeq, a predicted model, not a curated record